Brachypodium distachyon (stiff brome) is the source of this 1407-nucleotide messenger RNA. RefSeq lists its product as uncharacterized. The record is from RefSeq and is a predicted model, not a curated record. Bases 126 to 1247 code for a protein of 373 amino acids. NCBI's taxonomy places the organism in Eukaryota, Viridiplantae, Streptophyta, Magnoliopsida, Poales, Poaceae. The transcript has 8 exons.
CCGCCGUCUCUCCAGACCCCCAAAGACACGAAGGAGCUCCGAUCCGAGUCAUCCGACCAGUGCAAAGACAGCACACCGCAGAACAAGAGAGAGGGGGCAAAAUCAGCGACCCGAAAUCCGCCGAAAUGGCGGCGAUCGUCGCGCGCGCAGCCAACGGCGGCCUCCGUGGACGCCAAGAAACCAGUCGCGGCAGCCUCGUCCGGCGGCGCCGAGAUUACGCGGUGGUCGUCGCGGUCGUGACCGGGGCCGGGGCGCCGCCGCCGCAGGAGGGUGCGCUGGAGCGGCCGGCGUGGUCCGGAGAGACGCCGGUGUCGCGGCUCGUGGGCGCGCUCAUCGCCUUCAAGCCGCUCUACGCUCUCAUGAAGCUCGCCUCCCGCGAGGUCAUUAUCAGGACGGCGGAGAAGGCCAACAUCCCGUGGAGGGAGAUGACGAAGAAGGUGCUGGAGUCGGACGUGUACGAGGUGUUCGAGAGGAUACGAGACCCCAACCUCGUCUACCCUGACUAUUAUCUGAGCCCAUUUCACGCCUAUGACGAAGGAAACCUAUCAUGGCUGGCUGCAGCUGAGGCAGAGGCCGCAACCUUGUCGAUUGCAAAAAGGGCCAUACCUGAGGCUACUUCUAUUGAAGAAGCAAACCAGAUCGUCCGUGGAAACUGGAUGAAUGCCAUUGAGGAGCAUCACCUCAAGUAUUCGGGACACCGUCAGAUAAAUGACAUUCUGGACAUUGGCUGUUCUGUUGGAGUAAGCACCAGAUAUCUGGCUGACAGGUUCCCUUCGGCUAAAGCUGUUGGACUAGAUCUAUCGCCAUACUUCCUCGCCGUGGCUGCACAGAAAGAAGAAAAAAUGUCUCGGCAGCAUCCUAUCCGCUGGGUUCAUGCAAAUGGUGAAGAGACAGGGUUGUCCCCAGAUUUAUUUGACGUCGUCUCCCUCGCUUAUGUGUGCCACGAGUGUCCAGCACGAGCAAUACAUGGAUUAGUAAAGGAAGCAUUCCGACUACUUCGUCCAGGAGGAACCAUCGCGUUGACCGAUAAUUCACCAAAAUCCAAAGUACUUCAGGAACUAUCACCAGUGUUGUUCACAUUGAUGAAGAGCACUGAACCGUUUCUGGAUGAGUACUACAUGCUGGACUUGGAGGAGGCGUUGAGUCAAGCCGGCUUUGUCAAUGUCCAUUCCAUCUUCACAGACCCCAGGCAUAGAACAGUUACUGCGACUGUGCCCUCCACCAAAAAAAAAUUUUUGUCAUCUUAAUUGGUCUAGUGUAAACAGUUACAAAAGCUUAGUAACUUGUGCAUUUCUUUGCAUACAUUUAUUAGAAGACAAGGGCCUAUCGUUACUCCAACUAUAUAUUCACAUGUACUGGUUAUUACUCUAGCAUCUACCUCAAAUCUCAGUUCUCACUGGUUGAUUA